AUGGUAUACAUAAUUGACCGCAAGCUCUCGUGUUGGGGGGGCGCCAACACCUCAAAUGUGACGUUAGUAUGGGCUCUCUGCUUGCUCCUCAACAAUCCCCACACUCUAAAGAAGGCGCAACAAGAAUUGGACGCCCAGGUUGGGAGACAACAACAACUACAGGGAACUCAUAUCAAACACUUGGUAUACAUCCAAGCCAUCAUCAAGGAGACCCUGCGCCUCUACCCCGCCGCACCUCUAGGAAUACCUUAUGAAUCCAUAGAAGAUUGUACCAUCGGUGGCCAUUGCGUCCCCUCCGGCACACGCCUAGUGGUGAACCUAUGGAAGGUUCAUCGAGACCCGCAAGUGUGGCCUGUUCCAUACGAGUUUCGACCAGAGAGAUUUUUGACAACCCACCAAGAUGUGGAUGUGAAGGGGCAAAAUUUUGAGUUGAUCCCGUUCAGCAACGGCAGAAGAAUGUGCCCUAGAGUUUCUUUUGCACUUCAGGUUAUGCAUUUUACACUAGCCAAUUUGCUACAUGGGUUUGAGAUUGCAACUCUAGACGACGAACCAAUUCACAUGGGGGAGCGCUUUGGGCUAACUGUGACUAAGGCAACGCCGCUGGAAGUCCUCCUCUCUCCUCGCCUGCCUUCUCACCUAUAUGUAUAAGGUAAUUUGCCAUUGGUGAUAGAGUGUAUGCUAGAAGACUUUAGGUCUCCAAACGCAUGCUUAGUAUUUAAUACUUUAGCUUUGAGAUAAUUUUGAUUUGGGCCAAUUUAAAUAUAGUGUAAUAUAAAAUUAUAUUUAACUUUUAUAAAUGCUGAACAUUCCAAAUUGAUGCUCCAAAUACGAUUUAAAUUUUUCUUUGAA
This is a messenger RNA of Malania oleifera, 849 nucleotides long. Its product is annotated as cytochrome P450 82C3-like. The record is from RefSeq and is a predicted model, not a curated record. Bases 1 to 648 code for a protein of 215 amino acids. Gene Ontology annotation, molecular function: heme binding; monooxygenase activity; oxidoreductase activity, acting on paired donors, with incorporation or reduction of molecular oxygen. The transcript has a single exon. NCBI's taxonomy places the organism in Eukaryota, Viridiplantae, Streptophyta, Magnoliopsida, Santalales, Ximeniaceae. Gene Ontology annotation, biological process: defense response to other organism.